GAGAAUUAGAGGGACUUCAGAGUUUGUUGGACAGAAAUUGGGAAGUGGGCGGGGCCACCUGAUGACGCGGAGGAGCGGAGAAGCUGCUGUGUCAGUCACUGUUUGAGAGGCAGCUGCUGAAGUCCACUUGGAAACGGAUAAGUCUCAAUUCACGAGGAAUCAGGACACGAAUUCAGCUCCAUGGACACUUGAUGACUGUUUGGCAAAAUGUGAAUAAAUGUCUUGGGAUAGAGAGCUUCCUGCCACUGAGAUCAGCAGGCUUCCUUUCUCUUUGCUGCUGCACAUCUGAAGAAACAAGCCAUCAGAGUUUUAUCAGAAGAGGUGAAUGAUCGAGAGAAGCAGCAUUAAGAGACACCCUGCAGACAUGUGGGGAGCUCACUUCCUGCCAGGGAUGCUCCUGCUGCCGACCUUCUUGUGUGCACUGGCAGCUGACUUCCCGUUCACAGCGCCUUUGGACCUGGAUGUGACUCCGCGUGUCACUGUGCUGAGCAGCGGUCUCCAGGGCUGCAGGCGUUUUAGGUCUUCUGCAGUCCCCAUCAGUACGAUGCUGCUGCAGGAUGACAGUGAGCGGCUCUAUGUGGGGGCUCAGGGGGCAGCUUUUGCUCUGAAUGCCUCUGACAUCUCAGCCAGUCCUCCUCUCUCUAUUGAGUGGGAGGCCUCCAGUGAGAAAAAGAGUCUCUGUCUGCUCAAGGGAAAAGACAAUAAGACAGAGUGUUUCAAUCAUAUUCGCCUCCUGCAGAGGUUUAACUCAACUCACCUUUACAUGUGUGGGACUCAUGCCUUUUGGCCGCUUUGUGCAUACAUUGAGGAGAAGACCUUUGUUAUGUCCUCUGACCCUGAAGAAGGCAGAGAUAAAUGUCCUCAUGGUCCAAAGACGGGUUACACAGCUGUCAUUAUAGACCAGCAGAUAUACACCGCCUCGCAGUAUGAUUUUUGGAGCUUUCCAGAUAUUCGCCGAAACUCUCCAUCUCCUGUUUUGAGGACAGAGGAUGCUCCCACACGCUGGCUGAAUGAAGCUGAAUUUGUGGGCUCAGCUCUUGUACGGGAGAGUCUGGGCAGCAGCAACGGAGACGAUGAUAAGAUCUACUUCUUCUUCACUGAGAAAAGCCAGGAGCAGACGACAAGCUCCAGUCACAGCAGGGUGGCACGAGUGGCCCGUGUUUGUAAGGGAGACAGAGGAGGCCGUUUGACUCUCCAGAAACGAUGGACAUCCUUCCUGAAGGCCAGACUGACUUGCUCUGUUCCUGAGUUCGACUUCCACUUUAAUAUGCUGCGCAGUGUCUUUGUAAUGCAUGGCCUCACCCCACAGGACACACUGUUUUACGGCAUCUUCGGCCUGGAGUGGAAAAACGUGAAGGCGUCUGCAGUGUGUCGGUUCCCUCUGUCUGAAGUCCAAGAAGCCUUCGAAGGACCCUACAUGGAGAAUGAGGAUUCUGGCACUACCUGGAAGGAAUACGUUGGAAAAAUCCCGGAUCCGAGACCUGGAACUUGCAUUACUGACGAUCUGAGGUCCAAAGGCAUAAACACAUCCACAUCCCUACCUGAUGAUGUCCUGGAUUUUGUUAGACGACAUCCUCUAAUGUCCAAGCAGGUCCAGUCUGCAGACAGGCGUCCCCUCUUGUUCAGGAGGGCAACAGACUACACACAGAUGGCAGCACAAGUGGUUCAGGGACUAGAUGAGCAAAUGUACCAUGUGUUAUACAUGGGCACAGAUGAAGGUUGGUUGCACAAAGCGGUAGAUAUCAAAGGUCAGCUGCACAUUAUUGAAGAGUUGCAGCUGUUUGAGCAACCAGUCCCUGUUAUCAGCGUGCUAAUAUCUUCAAACAAGAGGGGUGUGUACAUCGGCUCCCCAUCAGGCGUUGUUCAGCUGCCGCUCUCUAACUGCAUAAGGUAUUCAUCCUGCUAUGACUGCAUCUUUGCCCGGGAUCCUCACUGUGCCUGGAACGGAGCAGAGUGUGUGGACAUGAUGACCCAGUCCAACAGAUCCAACUUAAUCCAAGACAUACUGCAUGGCAGAACGGGCUGCGAGAGCACAAGAUACGACGUGGUCCAGCGGAGUCGCUCUGUUCGGGUUGGUGAUGACGUGCUGCUUCAGUGUGAGCUAAGCUCCAACUUGGCAACACCCUUAUGGACGCUGGACGGUAGCCAGGUGCAGGGCUAUGACCUCAGCUCUGGCUUCAGAACAGGGACAGACGGCCUGCUGAUCAUCGAAGCUCGACAUGACCAGAGUGGUCUCUACACCUGUCAUGCUGUUGAGAACAACGUCAAGGUUGCUGUAGUAACCUACAAUGUAUCCAUCAGUCUGGAUUUGCCUCCCCCUCCGCACACUAAAAAGUUCAACAUAAUAACUACAUUACCAGCUCCAACUGUGCAUCCCUCAUCCGAUGGAGCCCACACACUCCUCCUGCUGUCCCCAAGAAACAUGGAAGCCAUUUACCUCUCCCUCAUCACAGUCCUUGGUGGGCUUUGUUUUGUCCUCACUGUUGUUCUUGCUUAUGUGGGCUUCUGCCUGCGGACAGGCCAGAGAGGGAAAUACUCUCUGCGUGCCGCGGCCGCAGCACACCCGAGCAGUAAGAGGAGCAGCAGGUGCAAAAAACAGCACAGAAUCUCAUCCAGCAUGGAGCUGAAGACCAUCUCAAGUCACUGCAAUGGCAUUUGUAAUGGAGUUUCCAAGCCGCGUAAUGAAGACCUGCAGGAUGGAGGCUUUUUACAGAUUGUUCCCGGUGAGGGUCAGACUUCAAUGAAUAAUGAGACUCCUCCACCAGCACCUCCUCUCCCUCCCACUCCACAACAUACAUCUCAAGAGUGUGACUUCCCAAAUGGUCUAUCAGCCACACUGCCCAGCGUUCUGAGGAGGAUGAACGGGAACAGCUACGUGUUGCUGAGGCAGAGUGACUCAGAAAACACUUCCCCGCUCUCCCACACCUUUUCUGAGGAGCUAAGCAGGAUCUUAGAAAAAAGAAAGCACACUCAACUGUUGCCCAGGCCGGAUGAGAGCUCAGUGUAGAUUUAUGGAGACCCUGUGCCUGUCGCAUUGACCCUUCAUUGUCGUAGACUAUAUCAAUGAAAAAGUCUCAUUUCCAUUAUUUGCUUGGAUUUUUUUUUUUUUUGACAGUUCUGCCUUUUGAACUACUGAGCCAUUUAUUUUGCUGUGAAAGACCAACCCCCCCAGCACACUACAGAUGAAAAUGAAACUUUCCAGUGAAGGUCAGAGUAUGAAUCAUGAAAAAAAAGUGCAAUCUACCUCACCUCAACACUGCCGGAAUAGACAUAUUGUCAAGACUGCUGUCUGUUCUAAGGAUUGGUGCUGAAAUAUCACGGAUCUAUGAAGAGCAAAGCAGGAUGCACAUUGCCUGACAAAAAGAAGUGAAGUCAUGGUGCAAUAUAAACAGAACUGAAGAGUGAAGUUUGUCUAUAGGGCAGCUAGCACUGUUUGUCUCUACAUGAGCUACAGCAAGGAUGGGCUAUGCAUUUUUAAAACCGGAUUCACUUAUUAAGAAAACGGAUGUAAAUGGAAAUGAGAGUAUUUUACUAUCAGACUGCUCUUAUGGUGACCCAUGAAAUAGUUCGGCUGCUGCUUGAUAGUCUUUCAUGUUGUUGACAGACUUCACCUUCGAACUGGUGACAUUUUUCUGCCUGCACUGUAGCCUCCAUGAGGCCAGCAUGCAGCUGCGUGGAUGGAACAACAAGGGAAUUUUACCACCAUGCUGUGUCUGUCUGCUGGAGAGGCUCUAUAACACUACAGACAUCCGCAGCAACAAGCACAAUGACGUACAAAACCAUUUUUAAAUAUGACUUCCAGGAAGAAACUAUCAGUUAAAAGUUGUGAAUAACUUCUUAAAACUUCAUAUUAAUGCAAAUUAAUCUACUGUCUUUUUAAAGAUAACAGUGAUGAUACUGUAUAUUAAUGUUUACUUAAUUUAUUUAUCGAAUAAGUAACCUCUGGUUAGCAUGGGCUAGUGUAAGAUUUUCAUGGUUCGAUAACCAUGGAUAAAAAAAACCAUGGGUUUCACAAUGUAAUGGUGUUAUGAUACAAGAAUUGAAAACAAAAAUGGACAACAUGGUCUGCUUUAGUUUGAAGCAGCUUAUCAACCAGUAGGUAGGUUGCUAAUUGUAGUUUUACAACAGUGUUACCUUGAUAACCUGCCUCUCGCCUGAUAUACACCUGGUGUUUAUGCAUCAGGAGCUUAAUCCCACACACUACCUGCAGGGAGUGUGUUCUAUUGUUUUUGCCAGUUGUGCACACCCCAGUUUUUGCAACAGUUUGCACUAAUUCACCAAACAAGAAAAGUGAGAAGGUAGUCUAAGAGCUCUUUGUUUUAAAAAGGACAUGCAUGGCUGAAUAUCAACUGAAGGAAAAUCUUGCAUAGACUUCCAAAAACAUCUUGGUAGUUAAACUGAUUGUGUAGCUAAUGCGUCCGCUGCAUCUGUAGUGUAAUUUGCUUGUAUACGCUAGUGAGGCAAUACAUCCAAAGUUUCACUCCUUUGGAAGUGUAGUCAAUUCUGUACCCCUUAAGAGAAGAUAGAAAAUAUAUUUAAAAAGUGCAUAAAAGGUAAAAGGAUGUUUUCUACAUACAAGUUCUGUCAGGAAGUCUGUAAAGCAGAAUAGUUUUAAGUUUCCAGAUCUAGAAUGUCUUGCACUUUCUCUACCAUGUAUGUGAGAAAUAAGAAGAAGUUUUCAGCUGUUCUAACCUUGAUACACCUUACUAAUGCUAAGCAGCCCAUGGGUAAUGUUUUCCUAUUGUUGUACGUUUAUUUAUGCCCCUUGCAGAUUAAGGUUGAAAGUUAAUAUUUUGACUUUACUCUUUUUACUUUUGAUGGAAGCAAUAUUAAGGUUUUAGAGGGACCAAGCAAGAGAGCCGACUUGAAUCUGAUUAGAAAUCUGUUGAGGGAACUGUAAUGCCUAAAAAUAAUUAUAGUACAAAAUCUGUCAGGGGUAUGGAUAAUAUAGGGUUUACAUGUAUUUGUUAACAAGGUCAGACAUUGUACAACCUGUCACAUGUGAAGUUCUUGACUGAUAAAAGGUUUAUUUUAAACCUUCACUCAUUUUUUGCCCUUUUUAUUAGAAAAUGUUUCAGUCCCAGUAAACUAAAUGGGAAAAAAAAAACAAAAUAGAACAUUGUCCUGUUGCAUCAAGAACAGCUAAACUAAAAUCAGAUUGAUUUUCUGAUGACAACCGUUUUGGAUAUUUGACAGUAUUAUUCUGCUUCAGUGCACUUUAAGUACCACUUUAUUUUUUUAAAUUGAGGAUUUUCUAAACACUGAUGUAAAGUUAGGGGAAUAUUUGGCCCUUUUGUUCCUCCGUAGAGGGGUGGUGUAUGUCGCAGCUUUGUUUUGCAGGACUGUUCGACAAAGUGAACCCAAAUGCUAUUUGAACCGAGCCUAAACGCACAGCUGAAGGACACCCAACAUGAGAGCGACUGACUGCAAGAUGUGAUGAGCACAGAGAGGGCUAUCUCCCUGUGUAACAUGGCAGCACUGGAUUCAAAGACGUUUUAAAGAGGGCAACAAUCUUCAACACUGUAAAAAGGGAGGUGGAGUCAGAACCAAGGCUCUCCAAGGGCUACUAAAUAAGAGUUGAAGCUUUACCUCGCCUGCAGCGCUUUGUUUGUCCAGGCUGCUAAUCUCUGUGUGCAGAGCGUGCCUCUUUGCUUCUGUUAGAUGCAAAAUGUAAUUACUUUUUUUUCUUCUGCACUGCAUGAACAAUGUUCAAGUAUCGAUGAAGAACAAGGACAGCUGGUAUUAGAAUAAAGUGCAAUGGCUGAGGUUUAAAUAUACUUUGUGAACCUAUUCUGAAAUAAAACCAGAUUUAAAAAAGGGUUUUAAAAAUAAAAGCACAGUUAUUUUGUAGUUUUGUACAAUGUAUAUUUUAUUAGCAUUGUUGUUGCACAAAGUAUGAUGCAUAGAAGCAAAGCAACUGAAAGCAUGCAAAAAUACUUACAGUAAAGUAAAAACUACUACAAUACGGUGCAUUUUAUGAAUUUGUCACUUUAAUCCUAGUAUUUUACUAAGUGGUUGUUGAGGCUUUUUUCUCUGUUUUUCAAUUGCUGCAUGUUAUUCUAUAUGUGCACACAGAUUUUUUUUCUUUGAACUAAUGCAAAGAAUAACUAAGAAGUGCUUUCCGUC
Molecule: messenger RNA, 6126 nt
Organism: Cyprinodon variegatus (sheepshead minnow)
Lineage: Eukaryota; Metazoa; Chordata; Actinopteri; Cyprinodontiformes; Cyprinodontidae
Product: semaphorin-4G-like
Exons: 17
Coding region: 326-3007 (893 amino acids)
Biological process (GO): negative regulation of axon extension involved in axon guidance; negative chemotaxis; neural crest cell migration
Molecular function (GO): semaphorin receptor binding; chemorepellent activity
Source: RefSeq, a predicted model, not a curated record